AUGUCUGAAUCCCAAAAUUCUGUUAAACUUCACAUCCUAGACAUUUCUGAGCCAGUAUUGCACCCAUCCUCUCUAUCCUCUCUUGCUGAAACCUGCAGAACAUGGGGUUUCUUCCACAUUACCAAUCAUGGGAUUUCCAGUGACCUUUACAGCAAAAUAUGUUCCAUCUCAAAAGAACUCUUCAACCUCCCUUCUGAAACUAAACUCAAACUUGGUCCUUUCUCUUCCACAAGAACUUACACCCCUCAUUUCAUAGCCUCUCCAUUCUUCGAAAGCCUCAGAGUUUCUGGUCCAAACUUCUUUGCAUCUGCUCAAAAUUCUGCAGAUAUUCUAUUUGACCAACAGUGUUCUCUGUUCAGUGAGAUGUUGCAAGAAUAUGGAAGCAAGAUGGUAGAACUGUCAAAGAAGAUCAUGGAGACCUUGUUGAUGAGCUUAGGGGACGGAUUUGAGACGAAAUACAAGUCGGAAUUUAAGAACUGCCAUGGCUAUUUGAGGAUAAACAACUACUCUCCUCCAGAGAAUCUAGAAGAUCAUGGUGAGGUUGAGGGGCUGGGAAUGCACACUGAUAUGAGCUGUGUAACAAUAAUCUAUCAGGACAAAAUGGGAGGGCUUCAAGUGAGAUCAGAGGAAGGGAAGUGGAUGGACAUAAGUCCAUGUGAGGGAACACUUUUGGUGAACAUAGGGGACAUGUUGCAAGCUUGGAGCAAUGAGAAGUUGAGGUCAUCCGAGCACCGGGUGGUCCUAAGGCGACCCGAAAACCGCUUCUCUCUAGCUUUCUUCUGCUGUUUUGAGGAUGACAAGGUGGUCUUGGCACCGGAUGAUGUUGUAGGAGAAGGAAAUAUGAGAACCUACAAGCCCUUUGUUUGCUUGGAUUACCUCAAGUUCAGAGAGAAUAAUGAGAGAGGUAAGUUUGAAAAGGUUAAGUUCACAGUAAAAGAUUUUGCUGGUGUCAAUACACAAGCAAUUUAA
Molecule: messenger RNA, 969 nt
Organism: Morus notabilis
Lineage: Eukaryota; Viridiplantae; Streptophyta; Magnoliopsida; Rosales; Moraceae
Product: gibberellin 20-oxidase-like protein
Exons: 2
Coding region: 1-969 (322 amino acids)
Molecular function (GO): dioxygenase activity
Source: RefSeq, a predicted model, not a curated record